Messenger RNA from Emys orbicularis (European pond turtle), 1830 nucleotides. RefSeq names its product FERM domain containing 1 (gene FRMD1). Gene Ontology annotation, biological process: positive regulation of hippo signaling. The coding region runs from base 1 to 1830 and encodes 609 amino acids. The transcript has 13 exons. The record is from RefSeq and is a predicted model, not a curated record. Lineage: Eukaryota; Metazoa; Chordata; Testudines; Emydidae. Gene Ontology annotation, cellular component: cytoplasmic side of apical plasma membrane; cytoskeleton.
AUGAGCAGACAGCUAUUGCAAAGCAGGAUGCAGCAGGAAUAUCGGAAUGUUUGCGUCCUUCUGCCCAACAGAGAGCAACUCGGUGUAACCGUCGGGGUAAAAGCCACCGGACAGGAGCUCUUCCAGCAAGUUUGUGACUUAGUGAAGAUUAAAGACCCUCACUUCUUUGGCCUCAGUAUUGUUAAAAACAAUGAAUAUGUAUUUAUGGACCUGGAGCAGAAGCUUAGCAAAUACUUCUCGAAGGAAUGGAAGAAAGAGACGAGCAAAGGGACAGAGAAGUUCACCCCUCCUUUUGUUGCCUUCUUCAGAGUACAGUACUACGUAGAAAAUGGAAGGGCCAUAAGUGACAUGGCAGCGCGGCACCUGUACUACUGCCAUCUCAAGGAGCAGGUGUUGAGGUCUCGGUGCCUCCACAAAGAAGAAAUCUACUUCCUGCUGGCUGCGUACGGUUUACAGGCUGACUUGGGCAACUAUACGGAGAAUGUCCAUGUUGGGAAAUAUUUUGAACCUCAAGCCUAUUUCCCACAGUGGAUAAUUGCAAAGAGGGGGAGUGACUAUAUCUUGAAGCAUGCUCCAGAGAUGCACCAAGAACAGCAAGGUCUGACCACUAAAGAUGCAAUCCUGAAGUUCAUUAAGGAGUCCUGUUUGCUGGAAGAUGUACCUGUCCAUUAUUACAGAUUACAGAAGGAUAAGAAGGAAGAUCGCCCAACAGUUGUCCUGGGCCUCACCCUUAAAGGAAUUCACAUCUAUCAGGAGGUAAACCACGUCAGCCAGCUGCUCUAUGACUUCCCCUGGUCACACAUUGGGAAACUCGCGUUUCUGGGGAAAAAAUUUGAGAUCCAGCCGGACGGUUUGCCCUCUGCCCGGAAGCUGGUGUACUACACGGGUUGCCCUUUCCGGUCACGACACUUGCUGCAGCUCCUGAGCAACAGCCACCGACUCUUUCUGAACAUCCAGCCGGUGCUGAAGCAUGUCCGAAAGCUGGAGGAGGCAGAAGAGAAGAAGCGUUAUCGGGAAUCCUACAUCAGUGACACUCUGGAGAUGGACCUUGACCCCUCGGAUAAGCAUUCCCACGGCAGUGGAAGCAGUGGGGGCAGCCGGAGGAACAAUCGACUAUCUCGUCAAUCAACUGGGAGCCACGGCAGCUCGCACACGUCUGGUAUUGAGGCAGAUUCGAGGCACAGGAUGUCAGUGGAAAUGUCAGUGGAUGAGCCCUUCGGUAUCGAUCGGGUUCAUCGGAAGGAGAAAUCAUGCAGCUCGACCGUUAGCUAUGGCAGCUCUGGCAUUGACAGUGGUGGCAAAGGGAGAGCUGAAGAUGACUCUCAGGAUGACGAGGUUGAGCUGGCAGUGGAUGAGCCGGAGGAGGUGCCUGUGGAUGAGCCUGUAGAGAGAAACCAGUUGGAGGAGGCAGCUGAAGGAGAGUCUGUCAGUUCUCUUGCUUUAGAUGCACUUUGCUGUCAAGCCCUUAAGCAGAAGCCUCUCUCUGUGGUACAAGUCACACUGAUAAAAAUGAGAGGCCAAAGUGUGGAAUCUCUUCAUCAGGUGAGACAGCCUAAAGACAGGAGCUGCGCAGACCAGCACAGCCAGAGUUUGGAUGACAUCCGUCUUUACAAGCAUCGGCAUCCACCGCUAAGCUCCACAUUAUCUUCGGACACCUCCCACAGCUACACAUUUGGUUGUGCACUGGAGGAUAAGCUGGCCAACUACGGCUGCAUUUAUUCAACAGCAGACUGCAAAACCAAGUCCGCCCUCUAUGGAAAGAGAUCCAUGAACUGCCUGUCUCUGGAUCUCUUGGGAGAAGACCAGCUGCCGGAGGAGUUUGUGGUGUAG